AUGGCGAACCGGGGCUACGACGUGGUUGUAGACGUGGAUGCCGAGGGCGACCUCGGGCAUACCGACCUGCAAGAGGACCUUGAGUUCCACCCGUCCAACUUCGAGAACGAUCAACGCAGCCCCAAGGUUCAUGGCGAUUCGGCACCGUUCCUGGGAGGCGGAUCCUCGCGUGGCCGUGACCGGUCUCCAGGCGGCACCCCGACCAAGCACAGCUGGUGGUCGAUCCACUACUACGAGCGAUUUUUUGACGUCGACACAAAUGAGGUGCUGCGGCGCUGUAUGGCCGCCCUUUACCCACGAUCGAACUUCCUGGAUGUCCUCGAGGGCAACGCCGAUCUGUACGGACCCAUCUGGAUCGCGACUACCGUCGUGGUCAUCCUGUUCCUGACAGGAACUAUCUCGCAGUGGCUGUCGAACAAUGACGACGAGCACUUCGAGUAUGACUUUACCCUGUUAUCUGGUGCGGCGGGCCUGAUCUAUGGAUACACCGGUGUGCUGCCUAUUGCGCUAUGGGGUGCACUGCGCUGGUUCGGGAGCUCGACGGCUGACCUGAUCGAGUGCUGGGCACUGUAUGGAUACUCGAACUUGGUCUGGAUCGGCAUUGCGCUUGUCAGCUGGAGCCCGCUGACUGCGCUGAACUGGGCGCUUGUUGGUGUUGGCUUUGCGUGGACGGUCUUCUUCCUCCUGCGGAACCUGUACCCGGUCCUGAACGCUACGGAUGCUAAGGCCAGCAAGAUAUUGUUGAUCCUGGUUGUCGUGCUGCAUGCGGGCCUGGCUAUUGCUAUCAAGAUUCUCUUCUUUGCCCACGGGAGCCCUGUGUCGAAGAAGAACAAGGUGGAUCACAAUGAUAACGAUGAUGAUAAGCGGCGGGUGAUGUUCUAG
Messenger RNA from Penicillium canariense, 882 nucleotides. RefSeq names its product Yip1 family protein. The record is from RefSeq and is a predicted model, not a curated record. Gene Ontology annotation, molecular function: small GTPase binding. The transcript has 4 exons. Lineage: Eukaryota; Fungi; Ascomycota; Eurotiomycetes; Eurotiales; Aspergillaceae. Bases 1 to 882 code for a protein of 293 amino acids. Gene Ontology annotation, biological process: vesicle-mediated transport. Gene Ontology annotation, cellular component: membrane; Golgi apparatus.